Miniopterus natalensis is the source of this 4258-nucleotide messenger RNA. The record is from RefSeq and is a predicted model, not a curated record. NCBI's taxonomy places the organism in Eukaryota, Metazoa, Chordata, Mammalia, Chiroptera, Miniopteridae.
AAUGAGAGCCCAGUUUGGGAAACAAACUCAUAUAUACACGUGAGCCCUGGCAUCGGGUCCCGUGAAGAAGACGUUUCAGCUCCCCUGAUACAUCCUGAGGAUGCCGGCCUCUGCCCUCUGAGAACGCUGAGUGGAAGCCCUCAGGCAUAUACCUUGGAGACGCUCUCCUGUCGGCACUUACACAUCCCUGUCCUUCGUGAUGGUGGCAUGCCUCCCGUUGUCCAGAUGCCGGUGCAGCUGACGACAGCUCUACGUGUGGUGGGCACAAGCCUGUUUGCCCUGGCGGUGCUUGGUGGCAUCCUGGCAGCUUAUGUGACAGGCUACCAGUUCAUCCACACAGAAAAGCACUACCUGUCCUUCGGCCUAUACGGAGCCAUCCUGGGCCUGCACCUGCUCACCCAGAGCCUGUUUGCCUUCCUGGAGCACCGGCACAUGAGGCGGGCAGGCCGGCCACUGAAGCUGCCCUCCCCACCACGGCGCUCAGUGGCACUCUGCAUUGCUGCAUACCAGGAGGACCCUGACUAUUUGCGCAAGUGUCUGCGCUCGGCCCAGCGCAUCGCCUUCCCCAACCUCAAGGUGGUCAUGGUGGUGGAUGGCAAUCGCCAGGAGGAUGCUUACAUGCUAGACAUCUUCCAUGAGGUGCUAGGCGGCACUGAGCAAGCUGGCUUCUUUGUGUGGCGUAGCAACUUCCAUGAGGCGGGUGAGGGUGAGACAGAGGCCAGCCUGCAGGAGGGCAUGGACCGUGUGCGGCAUGUGGUGCGGGCCAGCACCUUCUCAUGUAUCAUGCAGAAGUGGGGAGGCAAGCGAGAGGUCAUGUACACAGCCUUCAAGGCCCUUGGCGAUUCAGUGGACUACAUUCAGGUGUGUGACUCUGACACUGUACUGGAUCCAGCCUGCACCAUUGAGAUGCUUCGAGUCCUAGAGGAGGACCCCCAAGUAGGAGGAGUCGGGGGAGAUGUCCAAAUCCUCAACAAGUAUGAUUCAUGGAUCUCCUUCCUGAGCAGUGUGCGGUACUGGAUGGCCUUCAACGUGGAGCGCGCCUGCCAGUCCUACUUUGGCUGCGUGCAGUGUAUUAGUGGGCCUUUGGGCAUGUACCGCAAUAGCCUCCUCCAGCAAUUCCUGGAAGAUUGGUACCAUCAGAAGUUCCUCGGCAGCAAGUGCAGCUUUGGGGAUGACCGACACCUCACCAACCGCGUCCUGAGCCUUGGCUACAGGACUAAAUAUACAGCGCGCUCCAAGUGCCUCACAGAAACCCCCACCAAGUACCUCCGGUGGCUCAACCAGCAAACCCGCUGGAGCAAGUCUUACUUCCGGGAGUGGCUCUACAACUCUCUGUGGUUCCAUAAGCACCACCUCUGGAUGACCUACGAAUCAGUGGUCACGGGUUUCUUCCCCUUUUUCCUCAUUGCCACAGUCAUACAGCUUUUCUACCGUGGCCGCAUCUGGAACAUUCUUCUCUUCCUCCUGACAGUGCAGCUGGUGGGCAUUAUCAAGGCUACCUAUGCCUGCUUCCUUCGGGGCAAUGCAGAGAUGAUCUUCAUGUCCCUCUACUCCCUUCUCUAUAUGUCCAGCCUCCUGCCAGCCAAGAUCUUUGCCAUCGCUACCAUCAACAAAUCCGGCUGGGGCACCUCUGGCCGAAAAACCAUCGUGGUGAACUUCAUUGGCCUCAUCCCUGUGUCCAUCUGGGUGGCAGUCCUUCUGGGAGGCCUGGCAUAUACUGCUUAUUGCCAGGAUCUUUUCAGUGAGACGGAGCUAGCCUUCCUUGUUUCUGGGGCCGUCCUGUAUGGCUGCUACUGGGUGGCCCUCCUUAUGUUGUAUCUGGCCAUCAUUGCCCGGCGAUGUGGGAAGAAGCCAGAGCAGUAUAAUUUAGCUUUUGCUGAGGUGUGACAUAACCCUCAAGCAGAGCGGGUAAAGUGCAAUGGGUAAGGGAGGGAAGGGGAAUGGAAGAGAAAAGAUGGGGUGGGAGGGAGAAGGGAAUGCUGUUUUAGUUUCUUAAUGGUCCAAAGGACAAAUCUGAAGUGCGAAGAAAGGUGACUGUAGUAUGGCCUGGGCCGUUCUGCUCAGAGAAAACAGAUUCCAGCUCGGGAGUAGAAGAGACGUUUUCAGGCUGCAUGUCUGCUACAUGAUGGCCUCUGGGAAAGGUUCCACUCCUGCCCCAGGAUCCAGAGGGAACUCAGAAGUGUGCUAAAUCAAACAGUAAGUGGCAACUUCUGAUAGGUAAGUGAGCAAUUCCAGCUUGUGGGAAGGGGUUCUUAGCCCAGUUGAACACAACCAGACGGGGUAGAAUUUGAGAUUUGGGUCAGCUAGUAAUGUCUUCCCCCCUCAACCUAGUAAUCAAUGCAAUAAGAUCGUGCCUGAGAUACAAGGCCCAGAAGCUUGAUUUCUGGGCAUCAGAAAACAGGGUACAGGAAUGGUGCUUUAUUAUGUGAUGUACCCCAUUCCACAUCUCCACAUCCCAAGGAUGAGCCAAAAUAGCAGGGAGUUAGCAUUGAACUGCUUUUAAGUGUACAUAGAUGUGAAUGUUAAAAAGGAGUUUGCCAGGAGGAACAAAGAUUGCUGGUGGUGCUCAAGGCCAUGCUAUAUGGAGGCCUAUAUGUAUUCCACCUGGAAACUGCCCAGAUGUCUAGAUGAGCUUGUCUGUGAUCUCUGCUGGGAAGAUAAAAUGUUUUGGUCAUCUACCAGGUAUAUUUAAACCCCAACAUACUAAGGAAGUGAGGGUUCGGUACUUCAACCUGUAUACUCCUGAAUUCCUCUCAAAUUCAGCUGAGUCCUAAGACAGCCUCCUCACUUUGCUUUCAAGGUGAUGUAGUCACCUCUUUGCCCUCAUCGGGUAAGUUUCUAAGGGGGCAAGUGAAGUCGACUCUCACAGGCUCCUCUGUAAUAGGCAAGCCUGCCCUCAGCACAUGAGGGCAAACCUGUACUAUGAGCCUCUGCCCAGAUUGGCUACCAUCUUGGAACUGCUUGGGACAGAUUCCUUGGCAGCUGGGUAGCAUGCAUGACUUACAGGUUACAAUUUUUGGACAAUCAUCUCCAGUGGAAAGCUUUUCAAUGUUCCCUAAGUGAACUCUCAAAUCCAAGCUGGUCAUCUUUGAGACUCAAUUCUCCUCAGUGGCUUCUCCAGGGAAUUCUUAUAGCCAAGCUGUGGAUAGUCACUGCUACAUUUGCUUCUUUCCAGAAACCAAACUAGGAAAUGGAAUUGAUUCCUAAAUCCUAAGGUUCUUGCUUUCUCAGACCUCUUGAGGCUGUUUUAUUUCCUUCUGCUUUUUUUGUGUGUGGGGGUGGUGGUGGUGGUGGUGGUGGAAUGAAGGCAGGCCAUUUUUCUAGGCAUUGGCAACCCACAGACUAUUCUCCACUCUUGGGUUUGAAACCUGGGAUCUUGACAAAGCCUCUGACUUAUGGGUUGCUUGCUUGUGCAUGCUUUCUCCAAACGUCCAUUCUCAGAGGGUUCAGCUAAUGCCUCAGAACCAGAACUAAGGCUGAGAGAAGUUGAGGGUACAAGCCUCUAGUGUGCCCAGGUGCUUCCUACAAAGGAACACAGUGUGCUCUGAGCCACAGAUUGGCAAACCCUGGUGCUUUCCUUCAUCUCCCAUGAACUCAAGGGUUUUCCAAGUGCAGCCAACACUGCUGCAUCCCAGACCUCAAGUUUCUGAUAAGACUGCUGGGUGAUGUUGGGCCCAAUCCAUGAAGGCUAGAAGAGGCAGCAGGCAUUUACUAAAGGCAGUUGGUUCCAGGCUCUUCCGUGCUUUUGCUGGCCAAGAAGUAAACUAUUUUGAGCACUACAAUGGAGGAAAUCCGGUCAGCCAACUGCAGAGCUCGGACUUCACUAAGGGCUUGUUUUUCUUCAGUUUUUAUUUGAAGGUUAAUAUAGGAUGGACUCCCAGAUGGAAAACCCUUGGCUGUCCUACUAUCAGCUCUGCCUUGCACUGUUAUCAACUUUCCUCAUAUCAAAAUAGACAAGUAGUGGGCUCACAACGUUUGACCUCGACUGGUUUUUCUAAGUUAUUUUGUACAUUUCUCAGCAGUGAAACCAAACUGGGUCUUCAGCUUUAUCCCCAUUUCUUGCAAGGGAAGAGCCUUUAUACAAUUGGACACAUUUUGGUUUUUCCUCAUUGAGAAUUUUAACUGUCUUUUUUGUAUUAUUUCUACAGUAAUUUGUAAACAUAUUUAUUUUUACCUUUUUUUUAACUUUUCAGGUCAAAUUUUUAUACUGCACAUAUUUGUCAAAAUAAAGAUUCUCACAUAAUGCUGUUAUCUCUGA